AUGGAUAUAAGUUGUGGUAGGGGUAAGAAUGGAGAGGGUAUCUUGGUAGAUAGGCAUCUCAGAGAAUCGGUGGUAGAGGUUAGGCGGGUGAAUGAUAGAUUAAUGACUAUUAAGUUAGUGGUGGGUGAGUGUACUUUAAAUGUCGUUAGCGCGUACGUGCCGCAAGCAGGCUUGGAUGAGGAGAUUAAAAGGCGCUUUUGGGAGGGGUUGGAUGAGAUCAUGCGUAGCAUUCCGCCUACCGAGAGGUUAUUCAUAGGAGGAGAUUUCAAUGGUCAUAUUGGGUCGUCUGCAGGUGGUUAUACUGAGGUGCAUGGCGGCUUCGGUUUUGGGGAGCGAAAUGGAGGGGGCACUUCGCUGUUGGACUUCGCCAAGGCAUUCGAGCUAGUGAUUGCGAACUCAAGUUUCCCGAAGCGGGAUGAGCAUUUGGUUACUUUCCAAAGUUCGGUGGCGAAGACUCAGAUUGACUAUCUCCUCCUCAGGAGAUGUGACGGAAGGUUGUGCGAGGACUGCAAAGUUAUCCCAGGUGAUACCCUCGCAAUGCAGCAUAGGCUUUUGGUGAUGGACAUUGGUAUUAUAAAUAGGAGGAAGAAGAGGUCAGUUUGA
Molecule: messenger RNA, 603 nt
Organism: Nicotiana attenuata
Lineage: Eukaryota; Viridiplantae; Streptophyta; Magnoliopsida; Solanales; Solanaceae
Product: craniofacial development protein 2-like
Exons: 1
Coding region: 1-603 (200 amino acids)
Biological process (GO): chromatin remodeling
Cellular component (GO): nucleus
Source: RefSeq, a predicted model, not a curated record